AUGGCAGCCCACGAAAUCGUUAUCUUGGGCGGAUCCUACGGUGGCCUCGCCACGGCGCACGAUCUCGUCAAGAAAUAUAUCCCAUCCGUCGCCAAGGUCACCGGCCAGAAAUACCAUAUUACUAUGAUCUCGUUAUCUACCCAUUUCCACUUCCCUGUCGCCGUCCCUCGAGCCGUCGUGGACCCUUCACUGAUCCCAAUUACAAAACUCGAGGUCCCCAUCAAAGGAAAAAUCCCGUUCCCAGAAGAUCAAUUUACUUUUGUUCAUGCUGAGAUCACAUCGUUCGAUCCAGGCUCUCGUACCGUUUACUACACCCUUCUCGACGACGAAUACAACAAGGGCGCAGGGGGCUCCAUCCACUACGACUCGCUUUUCAUUGCUCUCGGCUCGCACACCAAGCAUCCUGCCUUCAAGCCUAAAGCCUCCCAUCUCGAAGUUAUCCGUGAAAUAGAAAAGCUCAACGGAGAGAUCAACGGCGCUAAAAGUAUAGUUAUCGCUGGUGGUGGCCCUGUUGCAGUUGAGACUGCUGGCGAGCUCGGAAGCAAAUAUGGCACUUCCAAGUCCGUUACACUUGUCACUAAUGGGCCACGCCUGUUACACAACGUCAACCCUGACAUUGGAACUAACGCCAAAUACUUUUUGGAGAAAAUGGGUAUCCAUGUUACCUUGAAUGCUAAUGUAACUUCGGCUACAAAACUUGAGACGGGCCAAACACGAGUCCAGUUUGGACAAGAUCAGUCUGUCGAUGUCGAUUUGUACAUCGACGCCACCGGUGUCAUUCCAAACAACGAGCCUAUCCCCAAGGAGCUCCUAACUGAUCGCGGGUUUUUGGAAGUCGAUGCCUACCAACGAGCUACGAAGGCUGGCGCUUUGGUAUACGGAAUUGGAGAUAUCGUUGGGGGGUGGGCACAGAUCGCAGAAUUAGUCUUCAUCAAAGGCGUGGUAUUCGGGAAUUGGGCCCACGAAGUCUCAGGUGGGAAGGUUGGCAAGGAGACAGCCUGGGAAACGCCAAAGAACAGCAUGAUGUUGGUACCCGUCGGAACUAAAAAAGCUGUUGCGACUGCCUUUGGCUGGAGGUUUCCCUCAAUAUUUGGUUGGCUUUUGAAGGGCCGAGAUUAUAUGAUUGGGAAGGCUGAGGCAACAGUUACUAAUGGUAUUUAA
Molecule: messenger RNA, 1161 nt
Organism: Orbilia oligospora ATCC 24927
Lineage: Eukaryota; Fungi; Ascomycota; Orbiliomycetes; Orbiliales; Orbiliaceae
Exons: 2
Coding region: 1-1161 (386 amino acids)
Cellular component (GO): cytoplasm
Molecular function (GO): electron-transferring-flavoprotein dehydrogenase activity; flavin adenine dinucleotide binding
Source: RefSeq, a predicted model, not a curated record